AUGUGUAGUGCCAUUCUCCAAGGUAUGAAAAUUCCUGUGAAAAAGAAAGAUAGGGGGUCGGUUACUAUUCCUUGCACUAUUGGUGAUAGAAAACUCAAGAAGGCUCUGAUUUAUUUGGGAGCUAGUGUGAGUUUGAUGUCAUUGUCCAUCUACAAAAAAUUGGGCCUUGGCACCGUUCAAGACACUAGGAUGACGUUUCAGUUUGUCGAUCGCUCAGUUAGGCGACCCUAUGGAAUCAUGGAAGAUGUUCUGGUAAAGAUAGACAAGUUUAUAUUUCUUGUUCACUUUAUCAUUCUUGAGAUGCCUGAAUAUAAGGAGAUACCUCUCAUAUUGGGUAGACCAUUUUUAGAGACAGGACAGUGUAUGAUAGACAUAGAGGAAGGAAAAAUGACUCUCAAAGUCUAUGACGAAGAAUUGAAAAUUGAUGUCGAAACACUAUGCAAUACAAAGAUGAUGUUGACACUAGCCACACCGUAG
Lathyrus oleraceus (garden pea) is the source of this 477-nucleotide messenger RNA. RefSeq lists its product as uncharacterized. Lineage: Eukaryota; Viridiplantae; Streptophyta; Magnoliopsida; Fabales; Fabaceae. The coding region runs from base 1 to 477 and encodes 158 amino acids. The record is from RefSeq and is a predicted model, not a curated record. Gene Ontology annotation, molecular function: aspartic-type endopeptidase activity. The transcript has a single exon. Gene Ontology annotation, biological process: proteolysis.